GGCCUCGAAGCCUCCUCCUCGCGUAGAAGGGAAGCGGCGCGUGUGAGGUAAACAACCCCGCCUCGUUGUGACGCUGCUGCGAGGGAGAGCAAAACCCCGCCCUCCGGCCUCCCUGCCCGCCCUGCCCUUGGGAAGAGCGAGGCCCCUCCGGGGAAGGCAGCAAGCAAGGAAGGCAGGGAAGCGGCGAGGCGGCCAUGAAGCCCAGCAAGGCGGUCGGAGCCGCGGACCCCUGGAAGGAGUGCCUGGAGGCGGCCGUGGAGCUGGCCCGGAAGGCGGGCAAGAUCAUUAAGAACGCUCUCACUGAGGAAAAGAAGGUGUCCACCAAAACCUCUGCAGCAGAUCUUGUGACAGAAAUGGAUCACUUCGUGGAAAACUUAAUUGUUUCCACUCUGAAAGAGAAGUUUCCCUCUCACAAGUUUAUUGCAGAAGAAGCUACUGCUGCGGGUUCGAAGUGCAUCCUCAGUGACAGUCCUACCUGGAUCAUUGAUCCUGUUGAUGGCACCUGCAAUUUUGUUCAUCGGUUUCCAACUGUAGCUGUUAGUAUUGGAUUUGCUGUUAAUAAAGAGCUUGAAUUUGGUGUAGUUUAUCACUGCACUGAAGAACGGUUAUACACUGGUAGAAGAGGUCAAGGGGCAUAUUGUAAUGACAAAAGGCUACAGGUCUCAAAAGUAACAGACAUCUCAAAGGCCUUGAUUUUAACAGAGAUUGGCCCAAAGCGUGAUCCUGACACUUUGAAAGUAUUUCUUAGCAACAUAGAGAGAUUGCUCGGGGCCCAAGCUCAUGGGGUGCGGGUGAUAGGAAGUGCUACCUUAGCCCUCUGCCAUUUAGCGUCUGGUGCUGCAGAUGCAUAUUACCAGUUUGGCUUGCACUGCUGGGAUUUGGCAGCAGCUACUGUGAUUAUCAGAGAGGCAGGUGGCGUUGUGAUAGAUACUUCAGGUGGACCUCUAGACCUAAUGUCAUGCCGGGUCAUUGCAGCAGGUACCCAGGAAAUUGCUACAUUUAUAGCUCAGGAAAUACAGACAAUUCACUACAGCAGAGAUGAUGAGAAUUGACAAGACUUGAAUAUUUCUGAAAUCAACAGAAAACCUGCCAUUUUGGAGCAAUUUUCUCUUCCUUCAGGAUGGAUUGCUUAUAGGGUAACUGGCUUAGUAGUGUGUUUUCCUGUACAGUCUAUAUAGCAAAUGUAUUAGGAAAAGGUUUUACUUGCAUUACAGGAAGGCGAAGGGAAACUUUUAAUUUUUGUAUGCCAUUUGGUCCCUUUUUAGUAAGAUUUUUUUCAGCUAUACUUUUUUUUAAUGUUAUAGGUAUUUCAGAUUUAGUUGGUCGGUUAUCUUUUUGAGACUGAAACAGAAAGGGCAUUUUUGUUACAAACCAGAAACAACCCUUUAUUUUUGCAGAACUCAGGUAAACUAGUUUUGUCCCACAGCAAGGGACAAAUGUUUUAAAAUGCGUGCCUAAAGUACCCUCAGCUAGCUGUACUUGAGAAAAAUAUUAUUCUUGUCUAAAGUUAGAAGUACAUUUAUUGAAAAGAUCUUUAGAUAUUUACAUUUAUUUAUAUGGUACGUGCAACAGUGAUAAUGGUACAUAUCCUUGAAUUGUGUAUUGUCUUGUGUAAAUAAUGAUUCAAAUAUUUUUAGUGCUGAUCAGAAGGUGAAAAGGGGCUAUUCCCCCCCCCCCCAAAUUCUUCUUGAUUCCAGGACCAGAACAAAAUCUUUGCAAAUUUAAUGAUAUCCAGAAAAAUCAUGAGGAAGAGAAGGACAAGAUGUUGAAUGAUAAACCUGAUAAAUUUCAAGGGUAGAUCAGCUAGCAUAUAACAUCAGUAAUAGGUCCAGUAAAAAGUUUUUUUUCCUUCCGAAAUUAAGUUACUGUAAUCCCAAAAGUGUGAGGGGAAAGCACAAAUAGAUGCUGUACGUAUUAUCAAUGGCAUUUUGUUCUAUAGAUGUAUUUAUCUUCCGGAAUCCGUGUUUUACACCCAGAUCUCAAUGGUGGACCCUGGGGUUCAUAUCCGAAACAGGCGACCCCACUAGCCUGCCCACAUGUAUAAUGGGAUGCCAAAAUUCACAAACUAUCAUUCAUUAUUGUUGGUUAGAUAGAAUAUUAGCAGAAAAGAGUCUUGCGGUUCUUUAUAUAGUAGUCUUAGCUCAUAAUGGGAGAUAUAUUUAAAGGUUUAAAGCAGUGGUUCUCAACCUGUGAGUCCCCAGGUGUUUUGGCCUACAACUCCCAGAAAUCCCAACCAAUUUACCUGCUGAUAGGAUUUCUGGGAGUUGAAGUCCAAAACAUCUGGGGACCCACAGGUUGAGAACCACUGGACUAAAUGGAUGCAUCUAACAAAUACAGGAAUACCUCAGCUAACAAAGCCUCUGAAAAAGAUGCUCCUUUUUACAAAGUCUUUCUAUCUUCUCUCAGCCCCUUUCCCUUUUCCUUCUCAUCCUUUGAGUAGCUGGAAUGUUUAGCAGCAUUAGCAUUGAGAGGGUGAUGAAGAGAGGUCAGAGGAACCGUGCAUGGUAUUUGUUUGCAGCUCAGUGUCUGCAGGAAACAAACUUUAGCUGAAGAAAAUGAAAUGAUAAUUUGGCAGUUCUACUGUAGAUCUGUGUGCUUCUCUUCUAGAGACCAGGCAAAUAGCAAAAUCCCUUAGUGAGUAUGCAUAAGCAGCAGAAUAGAGACAAAAGGGGAAAAUAGAUAACCAGCCCCCCCCCCCCCCCCAAUCAUGUUAAAAAGCCAUAGAUUCAUUGUGUGGAAAUCAUAAGGAAUAUUGAGAAUGGUGAAAGGGGAAACAAUCAUUUCUUGUUGCAUUUCAGAGAAACCUUUCAGGUGGUCUUCAGAAAUUUUGCAAAACCUUUGCUUAGUUGUGCAACCCUUACUGGACAUCAUUGUUUCAUUUCACACAUACAUAUUGUCAAUUGUGGAUAAAUUGUUUGCUGAAGCACACUCAACUCUUGUAAAUGUUUAUGUGAUAAGAACCUAUGCUUUCCAUGUUAUUUUUGCCUCUAGUACCACAUUUUCUGUUAAAGAUUUAAUGCCUAGGAAAACAUCUACUUAGUUAUAUAAUUAAAAUGCUUGCUUUGGGAGCACUUCAUUGCUGUUAGAUCAGAUCUUGCUUGGCAAAGGGACAUGUUUAGACUUAGUUGUAAUAAAUAGUAAAGAUCUGGCUGGUCUGUAGAAGCCAGGACUGAAUAUAUGAAUGAAUGGUCCUCUAUUCCAAAAGACAGAAAUCCCUCAAUAUAGAAAAGAAGCAUGCCCUGAAAGGAUUUUUAGCCCGGUCUGUUCCUUUAAGAUACUGGUUUUCCAUCAAUGUGGUGGAUUAUUCAGUAAUAAUAAUAAUAAUAAACUUUUUUUAUAUCCCACCACCAUCUCCCAAAAGGGACUCUGGGUGGCUUACAAAAGCACAUAAUAGUGCAGAAAAAUACACAAAAUUACAGUAAAACAAAACAAAGACAAUUUACAUAAGACAAACCUACAUAAAACAUCAUAUAAAUAAACCAAUAACUGUGGUUCCAACUCAUGUAGACAGGGAAAUAUUUCCCAUCUUGUCUGAUGUUUGUAUUAGUUCUUAGAAAUGAUGUGAGCUACUGUUCUUCACAAUAACUAUAGGGGUGAAAUGGUGCUGCUGAUUUUCAAAAUCUACCAAGAUAUGAGGCAUUAGCUCUAAUGUAGUCUCUUGUUUUUGUCCCCCUUUUUCCUAGAUCUCCUAGUUCUAAAUGUAGUACCUCAGAAACAAACAAUACUUCAAAUAAAUAUAUACUGUUUAGCACUAAAGUUGGGGACAGUUAGCAUAAUAUGUAAACUUGGGACUAGAUGCUUCCAAAAAAAUACAGCCUCUUCCCUUUUAAGUAGGUAGAGUUGUAUUUUAUAAAAGGCUCUUCCUGUUCUACUUCGCAAGUCAGGCAUUCAGAGCCAAGAAAGAUAAGGAUAUUGAACCAGAUAAUUUGGAGAAGAUAAUGCUGCAUGUUGCUUUGAACACUCUUAUGUGUUAAUUGAAAAAGUAUUUUGCAAAUACAAGGCUAGGGCAUUGCUAGAAUACGUUAGCAGUGCUUCUGUAAUGUUCAGUAAUCUUUUAAAAGCAGUAUUGUAUUUGAUUCACCAUUCCAUGUGGAAGCUAUAAUUAUUGUAUUGUAUUAUAAAUGUCUCACCAAAUUCAGCCCUAUGACAGGGCACUGUCACGCAUUGCUAACUGUAUUACAAAAAUAUCCAGGUGCCUAUCAAUUGUUUUGUUAGUCCUGUUCCACACAGUAAUACAGUGUGAUGAAUGUGAAUGUGUUACCUUUGUGAAAUGUCUAGUUUUCCUAAGUAUUAUGAUUUGAAUGCUUAGGAAAUGUGAUGUCUCCAAACGGAAGUUAAACUUCAAAGAAAGACACAAGGAAUGUGCGUAUUAAACCAGCUAUGCAGAAAGAGCCUAAAAGUAUGUAUGGUUGUGCAUGCAAAAGACUGUCAUCAGUUUCCUAUGCUGGUAACUUGUUUUGUUUUUAAAGGGAUUUUUAAAGCCUUUGGUUUGGGUGUAGUUAGUGGGGUGAGGACAAACUCUAAACCUCAUUGUGCCAAUACUAAAAGCUCACGUCGUACUUGAACACUGAUCCUUGCUCAUAAUUGACCUUUUGGCUUAAAGGAAUGCCAUCUCCUUUGCUUGUAUUCCUUUACCAGUUGGAGGGUAGCAGGAUUUUAAGAAAUAGGAAAGAGAUCACAAUGUUUCUUAUUAUUACAGCUGCUAUAGAAAAUCUAUGGCUGCUUAAUUUCUUCUCUUUCUGUAGUCUGUAAGAUAUAGAUCCCUUAGACAACAAAACUAGUAGUGCUAGCAGCCACGACACUAGAAGUUUUCAGACAGAUGCUGUGCCAAUAAACAAUUACAAUAGGAUUAUAAACUGUGAUACACUGCUGUCGCACAAAUAUAUAAACUUUCUGUACAUUUAACUGAUGCUUACUUAAUAGUAUUUAGCAUUUAUAUAGCACUUCGGAAUGUCCAAAAUUUUAACAUUUAUAUAGCAUUUACCAUACAAACUUGGUAAAAGUACCACCAGGAAGUCAGGAUUAUUGCUGUAUUGAAAUUUGAGGUGUAGUUCUGAAGCUGUGAGAAUAUGACUUGACUAGUUAUUAUUAUUAUGACUAAGGCCAACAAGGAAACUCACAGCAGGAGCUAAAGGCAAACUAGACGUCCCUGACUGGUAACUCAGUACUGGUUGAGUGGCGUGGAGAUAUCUUAGAGAUGGGACUUAGUUCUCAACAUUAAAUUAAUCUAUGUUUCAUAUAUACCUUAUAUGCAUAGCUUGAAGGUAAUUUUCUACAAUAUUUUAAAUAAUUUUGUGCCUGAAACCAAGUUGGUGUGCAUCAGAAAGCAAAGGUGUCACUAUCUCACCCACUAUGUGAAUAAAUUUGGAUUGUGGAGCAUCUGGGUAAAUGAUGCUCAGCCUGUAUCUAAAGACCAAGCAACAUGUUCUAUUAUAUACAUCAAGGAUCAAAAUAAAUGUUUUAUAAUGUUUUAUGAAGAAGUGAGGUGGUGCCAGUAGGAAUGUGGGGAGGAAAUACAAGGCUUAGAUAUUAGUUGCACUGCACAUAAAAGAUCUCAUGCAUCUCACACACAACACAAGUAGCUACCAAACAGACAUGAGGCUGCAGACUGAAGAUCUGAGCGAAGAAGUAGAAGUGUCACAACUACAGCCUCAAAAGGCAAAAGCGGGUAGCAAAAAGAGAAGAGAGGGAGACUGCAAGUACAGGUAUUUCAGAAUCCCCUGAAAUACAGGACACUUUCUGGUCCCAGGCAUUUCAGAUAAAUGAUACCCAACCUGUAGUAUCAGUAAAUGGAUAAUUAUAAUCAACAUGCAUUUGCCAUUUUUAAGGAUAUGGAGUCAGAUAGUGAAAAAACUAUAUCCAUAGCACCAAUAAUCGUGCUAUAAUUGUAUAGUGUCAAUUGUCCCCAGAGGAUUUAGGACUAAAGCUCCCAGUAUACAACACUAUUGGGCAUGCUGGUUAGACCUGAUGGGAGUUGGAUUUAGAUAAUCAAAGACUUACAGGGCCACACAAUUCACACCUCCGCUUUUCAGGAAAGCUUUCCCCUUGAAAACAAUAUAACAGUAGGGACCGUGUAACCAGGAUGCCACCCAUAGAAAUGCAUUGUGCUGUUGUGUAGCACCAAGUAUUUUGUAUGUAUGAAGUGUUCAGAUGCAUGGUAAGGAGCUUUUUUGUGUCUCUGUGGCAACAUAAAGAACUCUCCAAGUCUCAAGUGUGUGAAUAUUCUUUUAAAAACAUCUUAGUUUAUACUGUUUGUACAUAAAAGUUUAUGAACCUCUGUUUUAUGUAAACAAAAUGUCAUUAGCUCUUUGAAGUCUUGUGAUACAGACAUUUCUACCUCAUAGGGGCCUAUGAGGAAUAACUUAUGUGUUACAUUAUUAUAAUGCUGUUUACAGUGGUAAAAAGAAAUAUACUCCGUUGCUCAAAAUUCUUAGAAAUGUCAAAUUAGCAUUAAAGUGCUUGUGUUAUUCCAAGGACACUGAUUUGCAGUUGGUUCUGGAAAUGUUGUUUACACAAAUGCAUAAUUUACCUUUGUCACUGCUAUAUGAUAUAAUUAUGAUGGCCAUUAGUCUUUAAAAACAUGUAUGAAAAAAUUGUCACAUUCAUGGAAGGGCUGACAUACUGAAAGUUACUAACUGCAAAAAAGUCUGUAAUUCAGGAUUUUUUUCUUUUUUUGGUGAGAUCUUUAUCACAUCCUGCUUGGUUUUUGCUUUUGCUUUCUAAUUACAAGCAAGAAGGGGUCAGUUUUACUGUAUUAUUUUUUGGUAUUAUUUUUUCUAAAAUUUCUAAUGGUUAUCCAUUCUGUCACUAAUUAAGGUAGAAGAAUGAGUUGACCUUUGUUUUGAUCCAGUGAGUCCAUUCAAAUCAGAAGCAGGUUGGACUGGAUGUCCUUGUGGUCUCCUCCAGCUCUGUUUCACUUGUUUUGGUCAUUGACCACAAGACAAAAUAGCAUCCCACACUGAUUGUCCAUCAGCUGAAAUAAAGCAAUCACAGUAUUUGGCAGCCCUUGCUGUUGCACAGAUUGUGUCUACAUCAUAUUACUUUUGUGAAUCAUUAUUUUCAUUAGGACUUUUAAUUUGUGAACUUGUGUGCACAAUGACAACCUUACAAUGCAACCAAGAGCCUUUCUUGUCAAGGGGCUUUUGUUCUUUUUAUAAAAGGAUAUACACUAUGCAUGCAUAGGGUCUCCUGUAUGAAAUGGUCACUACUCAAAAGAAAACUGGAAAGCACCCUCUUGUGUUAACAGGCCUGGACCACAGCCAUAGGAUAGAUGCAGAUGUGUAUCUGUUUGAGUGGAAAGACCACCGAAGUCCAUUUGCCAUGCCAGAUGUAUAUAAUCCUCUUCUGUCUUGAGCUCAGGGGAGGAAAAAUGUGUUUCCAAAUACACAGAGUAAGCCAGCUGAAUAAAGAGCAGCACAUCUGAUGACCCCUUAAUGUACAGGGCGAGUUAAAAGUCACAAAGAGGUUUCAAUAUGUAAUAACUCCAUGUUUUUUGUUUUAAUUUACAAUAUCAUAAUUUACAAUACCGUUGUAUCAUAUAUAUAGUUGUGUAUGUGUACACGUACACACAGGAAAUACAUUACAUACAAAAAAUCAAAUCUCAAACCUCAUCCAGUACCAUAGCAUCACAUACAGUAUACGUGUAUGUAUAUAUAUAUAUAGAACCCCCUUCGUGACUUUUGGCCCACCCUUACAUUUUGAAACUAACUUCAUUAUUUUUAGAAGAGGAAAUAGAAUUUAUUUGUAAAUGAAGCACUUCUUUCAAAAAGUACCGUAGACUAAAAGGUAGAGUUUGGGAUUGGAGGGUGGAGUCACAAAAACUGGGUUUUGCAUUCUGUUCACAGGACACAAAGUUGCCAAAUGUGUUGUAAAGUUUGGAGCUGGUAGCUGUGCUUGAGCUGUAAAAUAAAGUCGGCCAGAAUCUA
Molecule: messenger RNA, 7925 nt
Organism: Anolis carolinensis (green anole)
Lineage: Eukaryota; Metazoa; Chordata; Lepidosauria; Squamata; Anolidae
Gene: impa2
Product: inositol monophosphatase 2
Exons: 8
Coding region: 195-1052 (285 amino acids)
Biological process (GO): phosphatidylinositol phosphate biosynthetic process; signal transduction; inositol metabolic process
Molecular function (GO): inositol monophosphate 1-phosphatase activity
Source: RefSeq, a predicted model, not a curated record